Anoplophora glabripennis (Asian longhorned beetle) is the source of this 1848-nucleotide messenger RNA. Its product is annotated as UDP-glucuronosyltransferase 2B9-like. Bases 45 to 1595 code for a protein of 516 amino acids. Gene Ontology annotation, molecular function: UDP-glycosyltransferase activity. The transcript has 4 exons. NCBI's taxonomy places the organism in Eukaryota, Metazoa, Arthropoda, Insecta, Coleoptera, Cerambycidae. The record is from RefSeq and is a predicted model, not a curated record.
UCACUGCACUUUUCCAAUCGACUCGCUAGCUGAGCCAUCUGAACAUGCGGUGCAUAGUACCUGCAUUACUUGCAGUAAGCGCACUAGUCACUCUGAGCCAUGCAGCGAGAAUUUUGGCGGUGUUCGCGAUGGGUUCUCACAGCCACUUCAUCCUGGGCUUCCGGCUAGCCAAAGAACUGGCGGAUAGGGGACAUCAGGUGACGUUCGUCAACGCUUUUCCACAGAAAAAGCCCAUUAAAAACUUGAGGGAAAUCUCGGUGGCAGAAAUUAGAGAAGGGCUCGACAAAAAAAGGAAAGAGCUUUACGACAUGGGUCAGAUGACCUACACCGGACAGCUAGCCUAUGUAUCAGCUUUCGGUUACUCGUUCACGGAGAGCGUCCUAAGAGCUAAGGGCGUCCAAAAACUCCUAAAAUCCGACGAAAAAUUCGAUCUCGUACUCAUAGAGAACUUCCUAAACGAAGCAAUGGCGAUAUUCCAGUACAAAUUCAAGUGCCCUUCUGUGAUACUCACGCCAAGCCCUCCCACAAUCUUCAACAACCACCUUUUCGCCAAUCCUUCCCAACCUGCUUAUGUUCCAAACAUCCUGGCGGCCAAUUUUGGAACGCACACAACGCUGUGGGAAAGAAUACUCAACGUCUACUAUGACGUCGUAGGAGAAUUAUACGUUCAAUUGGUAAAUAUACCAAACCAAAACGCACUGUUGCAAAAAUAUGUACCUGGGGCACCUUACAUUAGAGAUAUCCUUUACAACGCCAGUUUCAUGCUCCUAACUUCGCAUAUAAGUCUCAGAGACGCUGCUCCACUACAGCCUAAUAUGAAGGAUAUUGGAGGUUACCACUUGCUACCUCCUAAACCUUUGCCCAAAGAUCUCCAGGAGUUUUUGGACAACGCUAAAGAGGGGGUCAUAGUCUUCUCUAUGGGAUCUUUCUUGAGGAGCGCUGAUUUUUCGAGGGAGAAGAAGGAAGCAGUCUUGAAAGUAUUUUCAAGACUGAAGCAAAAAGUGCUGUGGAAGUACGAGACAGAUUUGCCAGAGAAGUCGGACAACGUGAAGAUAGUCAGCUGGAUGCCACAGCAAGAUGUCUUGGCUCAUCCAAAUAUCGUCGCCUUCGUGACCCAUGUGGGACUACUAGGGAAGAUAGAAGCAGUCUACUACGGCGUUCCUAUGCUAGGACUUCCGGUUUAUUGGGAUCAAGAGAAAAACGGAUAUGAUGCAGCUCGUCAGGGUUUCGCUCUCACCAUCCCGUUUCCUCAACUCACCGAGAAGAACUUCGCUUGGGCUCUGAACGAAUUGAUAAAUAAUUCCAAAUAUAGAGACAACGCAAAAACGCGAUCGAAGAUAAUGCACGACCAACCGUUGAAACAACUCGACGAAGCGAUGUUUUGGAUCGAAUACGUCAUCAGGCAUAAGGGGGCCCCACACUUUAGGACGCCCGCGCUGAAUCUCAAGUGGUAUCAGAGGCUCUUGCUGGAUGUAAUUCUUGUAGUAGGUGUAACUGUAGUAUCGAUUUGUGUCAUCAUUUCCUAUUUACUGAAAUGGAUGCUUAAUAGUAUUAACAAAAACUAUUUGAAAAGGAAGGAACAGAAACUAGAUUGAUGGAAUUUAGAAAAACUGGUAAUUAUGAUGAUUUUGCCACAAAGAAAAUGAAGAAGGACGUCUGUAAUUCACCAAACUUUUCUUAUUGUUAGGCAACCAUAUAUACUCGUAUAUGUUUCCUUACAACGAUUCAAUAAUCAUGUGCUUUAGAAUUAUUUUGGAUGGUUUAAAAUUUAAAUUAAUAGCGAUGUAGAGUUACUUGAAAGGACUAUGUACGCGUACAUAAUUAAAAUCGUUCAUUAUUAACACACUA